ACCAUCUGCAGCCCGGGAAACAGCAGAAAGCAGAUGGCUAUGCUCCAUUUCUUUCUUUGACAACUCGAGAGUCUGCAUUUACUAUUCCAAAUGCUGAGAUUGAUGUUCCAGGACCAGGACACUAUGAUAUUUCCAAAGUACAGACUCCUUUGACUUUCUGACUACAGUUUGCACCCUCCAGUGGGAAAAGGCAGUAAUACAAUCAAUUUCAUACUAGCACGCUAUAACAGCAAUCAUAGUUAAAAGUAUCAGAAGGUUUCUUCAGUGCUCUUCCUCACGUUUUGUCUUCCUGCUGAAUCUUGCUUCUGUUUUAAUUUGUAGUGUGAAGAAUUAAAUAAUCCCUCAAAGUAGCAUUUUUUAUAUACUAAUCUUUACUUUGUUUGCAGACAAAGUAAUUGUAAAUUAGCUGUGUAGAGAAAAGGUACUUAGGGCUUUGGCAGCACUUAGGCCUUGUCUACACUACGGGGGGAGAUGAAUCUAAGUUACACAACUUCAGCUACGUGAAUAACGUAGCUGAAGUCGAUGUACUUAGAUCUACUUACCCACGGGGUCCACGCUAUGCCAUGUUGACUGGAGACGCCCUCCCAUCGACUCCCCUUGCGCUUCUCGUUCAGGUGGAGUACAGGAGUUGAUUGGAGAGCGAUUGGCGGUCAAUUUAGCGGGUCUAGACCGCCGAUGUAUCUAUCGCUGCACGUCGAAACCCCGAAUAAUAUAAAAGGUGGUAAGAGUCCGCAGAACAAAGAAAAACGUUUCAAAGAGAUCAGUACAGACACUCCAGGACCUGGAAGCUAUAACCAACCUCCUGCUGUGGGGUUAGAGGUUAAUAACAGGAAGCAGAAAGAGCCUAAAGAACAUAGUCAACUGAGGACUGCUGGCAGUAUAAAAGUCUACCGAAAAGUGGAUGGUCCCUCUAUCCCUUCUCCAGGCCAAGCAUUUGGGUAUGAAGAAGCUGAGGAUGGCACUCUUAUUAAACAAUACCCACCUCAAAGAGAUGUGACAUUGGGCCCAGCAUACUAUCAACCAGUAAUUAAUGGUACGUAUUCUGCCAUGAAGUAUAAAGGAGUACAUUUUGGUAAUCUAACAGGAAAACGUAGUGAAUUUAAAGCUCAAGCAGGGCCUGGACCUGGGGAGUAUGACAUAACUCAGGAAAGUGCACUGCAUUAUUGGAAUGUCAACAUCAAAAAGGAAGACAAGAAAAAAUAUGAACCCUAUGUCCCACGGUAUCAUGAAGUAAUAGUAUUACAGGAAGAAAAGAAGGGUGUUCCAGGACCUGGACAAUAUGAAAUAAAAAGUCAGUUUCAGAAGGUGGAGAAUAUAACACAAAAUGGAAAUGAAGUUCCACGUGCUCCUUUUCUUUCACAGUCCAAAAGAUUUGUACAUGUGAAAUCAAUCACCCCAGCUCCUGGUACAUAUAAUGAACCACGCUCAGCUCUUGAAUCCUUGAAGAAAACAUCAGGAAUGAAAAAGAUCCCAUUUGGUCAAACUACAGUUCGGUUCACUCAAGACUCCAGGCUAGAAAAAACACCAGGUCCAGCUUUCUAUAAUAUUCUCAACUAUAGUAUUGAAAGAGAGAAUUUUAAAAAAGCUUACUUGGAGAGUACAAAGAAAGGAGCAUUUGGAUCUUCAGCUCCUCGACCUCUCUAUGUUUUUAAGAGGGGAGCUUUCUGUACUCCUGGACCAGCUGAUUAUCAGGGCAAAAGGAGCACUGAAGAAUCACAUAAACAACAUAAGCAAUUAUCUGUUUUCUUGUCAUCAACAGAAAGAACUCCAGUAGUUGCCAUGGAAAUUCCACCACCAGGUUCCUACGAGGUUCAAAAAUCGUUUGAGAAAUCACAUAGUAAAAGCCACUAUAUGCCUCCCCGAACCACACUGGCUAAAAGAAAGCAUACCUCUUUUCUCAGUGCAACACCUAGAAAAAAUGUACCCAAUACUGACAAAGAUGUACCAGGACCUGGGACAUACAAUCCUGUAGUGAAGUCAGCUUCCAGUAUUUCCCUAUUUGUUUCCAGAGUGGAGCGUUUUAAGGACGUGAAAGAGAUUACUCCCGGUCCAGGAGCUUAUGAGCUAAGCCCAUUGUUUAAGGACACUGUCCUGAAGAGAACAUUUAAUGCUACCUUACAGAAUCCUGUUGCAACUCAGAUGGACAACACUGUUUGCAAAUAUGAGGCAGUGCACCCAGGCACACUUUGUGUGUCUAUUUAAGAAUUCUUCAGUGGCAUAAUCCAGCAUUAGUGCCUAUUAAUGACUGAAUCAAGCUGAAAGUUCUCUUCCAAAGGCGUGCCUACAUUUUAAUGAUGUCCUCCAUCAGCUGCUCAAAGGAACAUGAUUGCGCUUAUAACCUCCAGAGAUAGUAAAGCUGUUCUUGCAAGAGAUCUUAUUUAAUUUCCCCCUCCUCUGUACUUUUUUCCUAUUACCAGACAUCUGUUCCAGUUCUUUAACUCAUGAAGCGCUGACUGUCCUCUUUUUAAAGUACAACUGCAAAUAAAAAUAUGAGAUGAAA
Molecule: messenger RNA, 2500 nt
Organism: Chrysemys picta bellii (western painted turtle)
Lineage: Eukaryota; Metazoa; Chordata; Testudines; Emydidae
Gene: STPG2
Product: sperm tail PG-rich repeat containing 2
Source: RefSeq, a predicted model, not a curated record